AAUGCGUGUCACAUCGUGUCACAUUAACAUGUCAUACUAAUGUUAUACAAGGUUAUACACCUCAGAAGUAUUAGGAAUUAAGAUAAAAUGACUGUAAACUUGAAGGACAUUUUAGAAAAGUUAGGAUGGGAUGACGGUUUCCAGAUUCCCAUCGCCAAUGAUGAAAACAAGGAGCUAGAGCAGGAGUUGGCUAGAUUAACUUUGAGGAAGACUAAGGCAAAAGCCUUGUUUGAUAAUGUUGGCGGACGGCUAGAAGCAUUGAAGGAGAAUUUCAAGUAUGUUGGGCAAGAAAAUGAACAAACUCAAAGACUGAUCAGUGCACAUAAGCAGCAGUAUGACGCAGUGCAGAAUCAGUACCACCUCUUCAAAGCUGAAGAUGAGAAUACCAGAAUGUCGAUCAAGAAGAUAGCGAAGCAACUCUCUGACGCAGAGCGAAUGGAGGAAUCAAAGAAGGCUGAUUUGAGGAAAAGCAUUGCCAAAGCUGACCAGCUUAAAGCAGAAAUGGAAUGGGAUACUGAAGCACUCAAAGGAUGGGAAGAGGCGCUCAGAAAACGGGACGACGAUAAUGGAAUACUGAAGAAGUUCUCCCGAGAAGACGAAAUGAGAUACAAUGAGCUCGAAGCAAGGCGUCUGAUUCUCCAAAGCGAGUGUCUUACCAAGAGAGAGACAGUAAAAAGAAUUGCAGCUGAAAGUCACAGUUACGAAAUGGUUAUUGAUAGGUCAGGGAAAGCUAUAAAACAACAAAUGGCCGAUCGGGAAUCAUUGAUUCACCAGUGGAAGGAUGCGGUGAAGAUGUUGCAACAAAGAGAUGUGGACAUUUUUCGUGCCCAGGAACAGAUCCAAGCAGAGUACGAAGCCAUAGCGAAGCAGGAAGUCGUACUGGAGGAAGAACACAACUUUCUCAACAACCAGAAACGAGUCAAUCAUGAAAUAGAACUGGAGAUCCAAAGCAUCAACAGCACGAACUGCAGAAUGAGGAGGGAACUGGGAGAGCUUGCGCAGGUCAUCUUGUUAAUGAACAACGAUCAUGACACAUUAAAACGAAGAAUCGUUCAAUCAGCUCAACAUCUGGAAAAUGCGAGGCUGAAAGGAAAAAGGUUGGCUGAAAGAGCAGCAGAAAUGGAACGCAUUUGUAGCAAAUUCAAAGAAGAACGGCAAGAGUUACUUCGGAAACAACGCGACGUCGACGAAAUGACAUCUUCGACUAAAGAACGAUUAAAAAAACUUGAACAGAUGAUAGACAACGAAGAAAGAUUGUACACCAUCUAUGUCUCUGAUACUGAGAAGAUCAAUUGCACUGUAUUCAGAACAGAGAGGUUUUUGAAGGAGGAGAAGGAGAUCGCAAAAUCCGUCGAAAUUGAGCUCAAUAAUAUAAUGUGCAAUUGCCACCAGUUACGGAAGUAUAUUAGCUCUUUGACUAAAGAUUUGGAUAAAAUCAGGGAGGUUGUAUACGAUAUGGACUUUAGAAUUGAUGAUAUAGAAAGAAAGUUGUGUGGCAUGCUAGAAGAAGAUAGUCAAGAAGAUGACGAAAAGAAAGACACUUUGAACAAACAAAUUCGGAAAAUGGAAGAAACUUUAGCUGAUCAGAAAGAGGUCCAGCGUGUCUUACAAGCUCAGGUAGACCGCCUUCAAGAAGAAAUGCGGAGUCUGACUAACUAUAUAGCACAGGAUAAGGAAAUGGUUCUUACUCUAGAGAACCGAUGUGAAAAUUUUGAACUGGAAUUCGGGAAUGGGAAGAAACAGAUUGCAGCAGCCAAGCAAGCUACUCAAGAGAAACAAGUUGAAGAAAAUAUGAUGUUGCUAAGGAUAGACCAAUUGGAAAAUGAAAAGAAGAAAGAGGAGAAACAUAUAUUUAGUUUAGAGACGCUUCGACUUAGCCUAGACCAGGCGAUACAAGAAAGGCAGAUAGAAAUUGACACGAAGCAGACAGUGAUGUUGGCAAAAAGAAGAAACUUGGACGAAGAAAGGGGUAGGCUUCGAGCUGAUGUCGCUUUAGUCAGAGUAAAGAUUGAGCAUAUAAAGAAAAAGUAUCACGUUGCAUGCGGUAACUUGGGAAGAGAUGAAGACGGCAAUCCAUUGACUGUUGCUCAUUUUAGAAUAAGAAACGCUCAGGAAAAGUUCAUGCUUCAACAGCAAGGAGACGAUCUCGACAAGAAGAUCCGAACUGCCGAAAAGGAAAUCACAGCUUUGGAAAAUACCCUAAAGAUAGUGAAUCUGACGAAUAGAUCUUUCAGAAACAGCUUGGCGAGCAUUAAAGAGGAUGAUGAAAAAACAAUAGAGAUGAAAGAACUAGAAGAAACUCACAGAGUAUUAAAUCAACACGUAAAAACGGUAAGACGACAGGUAGAAGACAAGAUCGGUAAAUUAAAAGACACUCAAAACCGUUUAUUAGCUGUCCAAAAGGCAACGGAAGAACGCCAAAAUUCUGUAACACAAUUAGAAGAAGAGAUUGAGAUGGUCAGAAGACAAGAAUUCGAAAAAACAACAAUGCUCAAGAGGGCAGAUUUUGCUAUUAAAAGAAACUUGAGAAAAAUAGGAAAGAUUGACAUCACCAAAUAUCAUAGAGAUUUCGAGAUCAGACAACUCCAAGACGUCAACAAGCAAGUGACAAAUGCAUUGUACGACUUGUCACUGGAUUUUAGUGAGAUGGCACCACAGGUCCACCUUUACACUGGGGAGUAUAGAAUCAAACUACCGGCGAUCAGAAAACCUCCAAGCAGUCAAUCAUCUCUUUCAACUUUGAGCAAUUGCUCAUCUUCGAGAGUUGUUUCAACUUCCACUUAUGAAGUGAGCACAUCAGUGUCAGUAUCAACAGUUAACUUAUCGUUUGGUUCAUGAAGACAUAUUUUUUGAAGAUGGAAAAAUUAUGAAUAUUCAAUAAAUGUAGUUCAUUCUUUUUUUAA
Molecule: messenger RNA, 2903 nt
Organism: Acanthoscelides obtectus
Lineage: Eukaryota; Metazoa; Arthropoda; Insecta; Coleoptera; Chrysomelidae
Source: the annotation of a GenBank genome assembly